AAUUUAACAAUGAAGAAAAACACAAAAUAUUGCCCGGAAAUUAAAAGUCGAUGGAACAAUUAUAACACCUAUCGAUUCAUGGUGUGGGCUUGGACGAUGAAUGAAAUAGCUAUUGUGUCUGCUCCCGUGGACAUAUCGCAUACUGGAUUUUAUGCGCAUUCGGUUAUAUAUGUUAUUGUUUCAAUUUUUGUUGGAAUACCGUUAGUUUAUUCAGAGAUCUGCAUAGCGCAAUACACGAACUGUGACAUGGUAUCUACGUGGAAUUUCUGUCCGAUUUUACGCGGCGUCGGAUUCGGUACAUUUUUCCUGAUAAUAUUGAAAAUAGCUUAUUUGUUAGUGCUAUCGUCGUGGUACUUGGAAUAUACAUUCGCGGCCGCAUUUGAUCCACCGCCAUGGUUCUCGUGCGCAGAAUAUGAUGACCCAAAAUGUAUGGUUAAGCGUGUUAAUGUAUCAAUAUUUCAGAACUGCAUUGAAGCCCAAACCUUAUUUAAUGAAGACUGCGGCAUGAAAACAGCGAGCAGUUGUUAUUUCGAAAAGAAAAUCGGCAAUAAUAAUACAAAGUUAACGAAUUGCAUACACGUAUGGAAGACAAUUCUAAUUAGUUUAAUUUUCACCUCGACAUUGUUUGUCAUAUUGAUUAAGAAGGAGAAAGUCCUUAAAGUAAUUGUUAGAAUAUUGGCAGUUUAUGUCGUUAUCGUUUUGGUUACACUGUUUUGCGUUGCACUGUCCACGAGUGGUACUUGGUAUGCAACGAAAAUUGGUAUCAAAUGGGAAGAUUUGGAUUUUAAAUAUUCUAUUUAUAUUUCAACACAGAGCGCUCACGCUUGCGGUGUUGGCUGCGGCAUAAUUGGCUUUCUAUCUCGCGAUGUUCCGUUCCGCAGUCCAGCUACGAUGACUGCGGUGACCACCCCACUUUUUUCCCUAUUCAUUACUCUUAUGUUCGCCCUGAUCAUAUUCAGUGGUAUCAAAAGUGUGUCAUACUAUCACGGGGAAGAGCAAAAUAUUUUAGAAAUCGGCGACAGUAUAUUUUUUAAUUCAUUCGCUUCUAUAGCGGAGGUCCUCAGUUAUUUUAACGGUUUGCCUCUGUGGGCUUUCAUUUGGUUUUCGACAAUAUUCAUUUGUCUGUUAGUUAAUAUUGUUAUAUUGUGUUUAUUUCUGUUCGAAUCGUUGACGAUUAAUUCAAAAAUUGCAAGGAAAUAUAAGAAUAUAUGCUGUAUUGGAAUACAAGUAAGAAUUCACGGGUACAGCCAGAGAAGGAAUGUCAUAAACAAGAAGAGCAUUCCUAAUUUAAAAAUGGACCACGAAUUGUUACCUGAACACACUGAAUGGAGUGCUUUGACUUCGAAUUAG
Molecule: messenger RNA, 1350 nt
Organism: Vanessa tameamea
Lineage: Eukaryota; Metazoa; Arthropoda; Insecta; Lepidoptera; Nymphalidae
Product: sodium-dependent noradrenaline transporter-like
Exons: 2
Coding region: 10-1350 (446 amino acids)
Biological process (GO): sodium ion transmembrane transport
Cellular component (GO): plasma membrane
Source: RefSeq, a predicted model, not a curated record